AUGCCGAGCGCGCACGGCGGCGGCGACGCGGCGCUCGCGCUCGUCGUCGCUCGAACGCAAUCGUUUCCAAAUGAGAUCGAUGGCGGGAAAAAACGCGGACGACCGAAGGGCUCGAAGAGUAGGGCGGGCUCGGGGACGCUCAACACGGGGCGCAAGGGCCACCGACGCAAGAAACGCGCGGUCGCCUCUGGCGGCGGCGACAUGUACUUAUCUCCGGCGUGGAGCACGCCGGGGAUGUCGCACGAGUCCCUCAAGUUGUUACGCGCGUCGGGCUUGUUCGCGAACGAUUGCGUCGAGCGCGCGUUCGCGCUCGGGGACGCGGAGGUGAGGCUCGAGUUCGAACGCCGAAUACGCGCGCGCGAGGAAUACGCGAGCGCGAUAAGUAGUAAUAAUCGCAAUAAGUAA
Messenger RNA from Micromonas pusilla CCMP1545, 405 nucleotides. RefSeq lists its product as uncharacterized. NCBI's taxonomy places the organism in Eukaryota, Viridiplantae, Chlorophyta, Mamiellophyceae, Mamiellales, Mamiellaceae. The record is from RefSeq and is a predicted model, not a curated record. The coding region runs from base 1 to 405 and encodes 134 amino acids. The transcript has a single exon.